Molecule: messenger RNA, 1293 nt
Organism: Trichomonas vaginalis G3
Lineage: Eukaryota; Parabasalia; Trichomonadida; Trichomonadidae
Product: spectrin binding
Exons: 1
Coding region: 1-1293 (430 amino acids)
Source: RefSeq, a predicted model, not a curated record
AUGGUAAAAUUUCACAAGUUGUGUAAUGAAUUAACACGUGUUAGUUUUCUUACAGAAUAUGGACCAUUAAAUAUUAACAUUAAUGGUCGAACAAUCAAAACAAAAAAGUCAUCAGCAGUUUGUUUUUCAGAUUUAAUCAAAGAAAAGUACAUUAUCAAUAAAACAAUAAGAUCAAUUGAAGCAAAUCUAGAUCUUAAAUGCGAAGAUUCUAUUGAUAUAGUUAUAAACUUUCUUGAUACAGGAAAACUUGAGUUUGAAGAAGAUGAACCACAUUAUCAUGACAUCUUUGAAAUCGGUAAACAUUUUGGUAAUCAACUAUUCAUACAAUUGUAUAUUGAGCAUGUUAAACACGACAAAUCUAUUACUAACGAAAACGUUUUUGAAAAGUAUGAAGUUUCAGUUUUCGAAAAAGACAUUAGAAGUGAAAACGAAUGUAUUGAAUUCAUUUCAUCACAUUUAUACUGUUUCGAUGAGAAUGAUAUCAUUGAACAUUUUUCAAAAUACGGCUAUGAAUUCUGUGAGAAAAUAUUGCAAUCGAAAACAUUAAAAGUUGAAAACGAAGAUCAAUUAUCUUUAUUACUUUUAGAAAUCUGCAAGAAUAACAAUACAUUAUUCGAUUUAUUUCGAUAUAUCAACUUAUCAUUUUGUUCAUGUGAAAUAUAUGACAGAAUUUAUACAUUUUGUAUUGAACAUUCAUUCGAAACAGUUCUUCUUUCUAUAUAUAACGAAACAUUAAAGAAAUAUCAUUCAAAUCUUGGAGCAAAUAUUGAAAUCUCGAAAGACCCUAUUUCAUCAUUCGAAAAGCCUUUAAUUAAAAAUCAAUUUACAAUCUCAAAUAAUUCUAUAUAUGUUUAUGAAAUUGUAAAAGCUUCUGAAGAAAUUAAAAUGGAAUUUACAGCUUCAUCUGUAUUUAGUGGAAGUUUAUCAGAUAUAAAUUCUUAUAGAAAUGAUUGUGAUUUCUAUACUCAAAAUGAUUCUAAUUCAUGGAUAAAAGCUGAUCUAAAAGGAUAUAAAUUAUGCCCAACAUCAUAUAUUUUACAAUCAACAUGCGCAGAUGAUCCUGAUCUUUUGAGGAGAUGGAAGUUAGAAGGAAUCAAAGAAGAUGGAACAACAGUUGUUUUAGAUAACGAUAAAUAUUAUGAAUUUAAGAGGUCUGAAAUCAAAGAAUUUCCGCUUCAAACAAACGAAUAUUUUGUAUCUUUCAAAAUAACUCAAACCGGAGAGAGUGCAGAUGGUGAUCACUUUUUUAAUUUAAUUGUUUUUGAUUUCAUAGGGUUGCCAAUAAAAAUAUAA